AUGAAGCUCAUUAUCUGCCAGACUUCGAUAUCUGUCUCCUUGGAGCCGCCUGCAUCUUCGCUCUUGACCAAAGCUUCCGCGCGUAUCGCUUGUCGCAUCGUCCAAACCAACGUGGCCAAAGGCCUGGUGAUCCGUCUUGCUAGUCUCGGCAUCAAGGCCUGGGUUGGGCUCAUGUCUGACUGGAUGGCACGGCUGUCACAUCGACAACAGCGGCGGGUGUGUGCGUCCAUCAAGGCGUUGUCUCUCAGUGCCCGGUCGAUCGUCGACAGUCAUUCGUGGAUGGCAUGCUUCCAAUCCGCCAAGAUGUCGACGUUGCUCCAGUUCGGGUACAUACCGUCAAAGUACACCAGUUGA
This is a messenger RNA of Aphanomyces astaci, 354 nucleotides long. RefSeq lists its product as hypothetical. Bases 1 to 354 code for a protein of 117 amino acids. The record is from RefSeq and is a predicted model, not a curated record. Lineage: Eukaryota; Oomycota; Saprolegniomycetes; Saprolegniales; Verrucalvaceae. The transcript is spliced from 3 exons.